Trypanosoma grayi is the source of this 435-nucleotide messenger RNA. RefSeq lists its product as hypothetical. Lineage: Eukaryota; Euglenozoa; Kinetoplastea; Trypanosomatida; Trypanosomatidae. Bases 1 to 435 code for a protein of 144 amino acids. The record is from RefSeq and is a predicted model, not a curated record. The transcript has a single exon.
AUGAGGCACCUGCGUUUCGCUGAGGUUCACCUCCACAACGUUUUGGUUCUGCUGCAGCAUGGACAAAAUCGCCAGGCCCGCGGCGAGCGAGAUGGUGUUGCACGAGAGGUCUAUGCGCGCGAGGCGUGGGUGCUUCACCAACGUCCGGCAGAAGAACACAACCGAGUCAUUGUUGAGCCCACUGCUUGGGACGUAGAGCUCCCGCAGGUUCUCGUUCUUCGCGAGGAGACUCGUCAUGGCCUGAAGGCCCACGGCGCCAAGGUAGUUGCGGGUGAAGUCCACGACGGAGCCGUGGCGAACAGUGUCGGCCCGCAACGCCAGCGCGGUGUUUACCUUGGCCUUGAGUGCGGCGUAGUUGGAGACGAUUUCAUCGUACGCCUCGCGGUCCUUCACGCCGAGCGGCAGUGUCUCCGUCGACUGCGGGCGGAACUUUGA